This is a messenger RNA of Ectocarpus siliculosus, 1447 nucleotides long. NCBI's taxonomy places the organism in Eukaryota, Phaeophyceae, Ectocarpales, Ectocarpaceae. The record is from the annotation of a GenBank genome assembly.
AAUACGACCAUCUAUCUGCCGCCACAACAGCCCGAGAUAGCCAUUGGACCUGCCAAGCCGCUGUUUCAUCUCUCUCGAAUACCCACACAGCACGAUGGUUCGCACAGCGUUUGUCUCGGUGGUUGCCCUCUCCGCGUCGGCGAAUGCUUUCCUCGCACCUGUGCCUGGAUACUCGCUCGCACGGACCUCGCGUGCGUCUGCCCCGAUUCAGAUGGUGACGAGCGCGACUCCGGCAGUUAGCACAGGCGAGGGCAAGAUGGUUUCGAACGAGGAGACGUACACCGCAGCCUUGAAGAAGAUGGAGGCCGAGAGCCUUGCAGAGCUCGAGAAGGCGUUCGAGGAAACCGCGAAGAAGGCGAAGGCAGAGUCUGACAAGAUCUGGGGGGACCUCGAGGCGGAAUUCGCCCAGGAUGUGGACGAGGCGUGAAAAGAGCAAGCUCAACCGAUUAUAUGUCCGAAAUCUAUCUAUAACCGAACCAGGUUUUAAAACAAAAAAACUGGAGCUGGAAGAUGACGGGUGUUGGAGUGCUGCGCUGGCCGGUUCGAUCGAAAAGUUGUGUCGAGGCCGACGUAAGACAGGAUUGGUGGAAGCAGUUCUCGGCCCGUUUUACCUACCCAGCUUGGGCCUGUCGUUGUUCUUGCUCUCCUCUCUAGUGCAUGUUUGUUUCGUUCGAUUCGUGUGCUCUCUCGGACCAAUUUUUUGUGUUGUGCACGACAUGUAUCGUGCGAAAUAGACUAUUCCAGAGUGGUGCUUAGAAGGUUGGGAGGGCAGGGAGGCUAGGGAGAGAAGAAUGCCGGUCGUGUCUUGGCAUACAUGGUUCGUUUGUCGAUGAUCGUCUAUUGUGGCGAGGACAUCGAUACGACUGUCUCUUGCCCCCGCUCCCCCCCCCCCUCUCCCACCUUCCGCCUUUUUUGAAAUCCUAGGGUUUGGUAUCUCAAGGUCUAUUGAAAUUCCUAUUUUGUUCCUGGCUUCUUAGAGGGUUGGUUGUCUUGAGGUUUAAUAAAGUCAACUUACCGUGCGGCCGCCACGGGUAUUUGAUUGAAACGACGGAGGGAGCAAGCCAAGAGAGAUUAAACGAAAGGAUUGUACAAAGAGCGAGAAAUUUUCUCGUCACUGCUGCUCUCUUUUCUGCACGUUGUCGAGUAUUGGACGCGAAUGGUUGGUGGGGUUUCUCACUCAUUUUCUCGAGCGUUACAUACGGCGAAAAUGUGAUGAAAAAAGUCCCCUCUGAACACGUGGGUGGUUUUUUGCUUCGGACUUUUUUUUUUUGGAACGGCUUGGCGUCGCGAUAAACCUGCUCGCGUCCGGCGGGCAGAGGUACAGCAGGUAGUGCGGCACGUCAUGAGGGAUCUGUUGGGGAGUUACGUAUUUCAUCAGCGGCAUGCACUAAAAUAUAGAGUUUUUUUGCGUUCUUCACUUAACAUGGAAGAAUACGGUUUCAACAGG